UUGUCAGUGAACAAAAUGGCGUCCUACUGCCUCCUAGCUGGCCGGUUACAGCAAGCCUUGGGCCAUGGAGCACGCAAAUAUCACAUUUCAGCCGUCCUGUGCCAGCGGGCCAAAGUGGCGAUGAGCCACUUUGAGACCAAUGAAUAUAUUAACUAUGAAAAAAUUGAAAAAAAUAUUGACAUUGUUCACAAGCGUUUGGAUCGACCCCUUACCUUAUCUGAGAAGAUUGUAUAUGGCCAUCUUGAUGACCCAGUGAAGCAGGACAUAGUGCGUGGAAAGACUUACCUUCGACUCAGACCAGACAGGGUGGCUAUGCAGGAUGCCACAGCCCAGAUGGCCAUGCUUCAGUUUAUUAGUAGUGGGUUGCCCCGAGUGGCUGUGCCUUCAACCAUCCACUGUGACCACUUGAUUGAAGCCCAGCUUGGUGGCGAUAAGGAUCUUAAAAGGGCAAAGGAUAUCAACCAGGAAGUGUAUAAUUUUCUUGCAACUGCUGCAGCAAAAUACGGUGUUGGUUUUUGGAAACCAGGGUCAGGCAUCAUCCAUCAGAUUAUCCUAGAAAACUACGCAUAUCCUGGAGUGCUCCUUAUCGGUACAGACUCUCACACCCCUAAUGGUGGAGGUUUAGGUGGGAUCUGCAUCGGUGUAGGUGGUGCUGAUGCUGUAGAUGUUAUGGCUGGGAUUCCUUGGGAGCUCAAAUGUCCAAAGGUUAUCGGUGUAAAACUGACCGGUAGGCUGUCUGGCUGGACUUCCCCAAAAGAUGUCAUCCUAAAAGUAGCUGGUAUCUUGACUGUGAAGGGUGGUACUGGAGCCAUUGUAGAAUAUCAUGGACCUGGGGUGGACUCCAUUUCAUGUACUGGAAUGGCCACAAUCUGUAAUAUGGGAGCUGAAAUUGGAGCAACAACAUCUGUAUUUCCAUAUAAUCAUCGCAUGAAAAAGUAUUUGGAAAAAACUGGGCGUUCAGAAAUUGCAUCUCUGGCAGAAGAGUUCAAGUCCAAUUUGGUACCAGAUGCGGGUGCUGAAUAUGAUCAACUGAUUGAAAUUAAUUUGGAUGAGCUAAAACCAUACAUCAAUGGACCGUUUACCCCUGACUUGGCAAACCCUGUAUCUGAGGUGGGAACUAUUGCCGAACAGAAGGGAUGGCCUUUGGAUAUCAGAGUUGGUCUCAUUGGCAGCUGUACAAAUUCCAGCUAUGAGGAUAUGGGCCGUGCCGCUGCUGUAGCAAAACAAGCUUUAGCGCACGGCCUGAAAUGCAAAUCUCUUUUUACGAUAACGCCAGGUUCAGAACAAAUCCGAGCCACUAUUGAGCGAGAUGGUUAUGCUGCCAUUCUUCGUGAUGUUGGUGGUGUAGUACUUGCAAAUGCCUGUGGACCUUGUAUCGGACAGUGGGACAGGAAGGAUAUUAAGAAGGGAGAGAAGAACACAAUUGUCACUUCAUAUAACAGAAACUUUACUGGAAGGAAUGAUGCAAAUCCUGAGACGCAUGCAUUUGUUACAUCUCCAGAGAUAGUUACAGCUUUGUCAAUUGCUGGAACCUUAAAGUUUGACCCAGAAAAAGACUUUCUCACUGGUGCUGAUGGAAAGAAAUUCAAACUGGAGGCUCCAGAUGCAGAUGAACUGCCAAAAUCUAAUUUCGAUCCAGGUCAAGACACCUACCAGUACCCACCUAAAGAUGGAAGUACUGAGCGUGUAGAUGUGAGCCCCUCAAGCCAGCGCCUGCAACUUCUGGAGCCUUUUGAUAAGUGGGAUGGAAAAGAUCUUGAAAACAUGCAGAUUCUCAUAAAGGUAAAGGGCAAGUGUACAACAGAUCACAUUUCUGCAGCUGGACCCUGGUUGAAAUUUAGAGGUCACUUGGACAACAUUUCUAAUAACUUACUGAUCGGUGCCAUCAACAUAGAGAACAACAAGGCCAAUAGCGUGAAAAAUGCUUUAACUCAGGAAUAUGGAUCAGUCCCUGACACAGGUCGCUACUACAAGGCACAUGGAAUUAGAUGGGUUGUAAUCGGGGAUGAGAACUACGGAGAAGGAUCUAGUAGAGAGCAUGCAGCCCUGGAACCAAGGCAUUUGGGAGGCAGAGCCAUCAUUACCAAGAGCUUUGCAAGAAUUCAUGAAACCAACCUAAAGAAGCAGGGACUCCUGCCUCUCACUUUCUCUGACCCAGCUGAUUAUGAUAAGAUUCAUCCUGAGGACAAGAUCACACUUGCAGGGCUUAAGGACUUGGCACCUGGAAAGCCCGUCAAAUGUAUCAUCACACACCAGAAUGGUAGCCAAGAGACAAUCGUGCUGAACCACACUUUCAAUGAAACGCAGCUUGAAUGGUUCCAGGCUGGCAGCGCUCUCAACCGCAUGAAAGAACUCAUGCAGUAGAAGCACUUUGGCCCAUCUUUGCCACUAACAGACUGUUCCCAGGGUGAUUAACCAUGACAACCUGUCAGUCACUGAGAAAGAUAGCACUUCAACCGCUUCUUCAUCCCAUCUGUGUUAAAUAAAAAUCUUAUUGCAGAAGCUGCCACUCUUACAGUCCUUACAAGGUUCCGUCAUAAUCUUUUUGUAUUUAUUGGCAGUUUCCGGUUUGAUUGUCAUGCUGCUGUAAUGCUGUCCAGCCUGUGAAAAGGUUAAAAUGAAUCAUGCUGCAUUAUUAAUAUAUAUAUUUUAUUUCAGAGCAGACUUAAUUAAUUAAACUCUAUGAUGGGA
This is a messenger RNA of Bufo gargarizans (Asiatic toad), 2691 nucleotides long. RefSeq names its product aconitase 2 (gene ACO2). The record is from RefSeq and is a predicted model, not a curated record. Gene Ontology annotation, molecular function: aconitate hydratase activity; 4 iron, 4 sulfur cluster binding. Gene Ontology annotation, biological process: tricarboxylic acid cycle. Gene Ontology annotation, cellular component: mitochondrion; cytosol. Lineage: Eukaryota; Metazoa; Chordata; Amphibia; Anura; Bufonidae.